Molecule: messenger RNA, 1555 nt
Organism: Prosopis cineraria
Lineage: Eukaryota; Viridiplantae; Streptophyta; Magnoliopsida; Fabales; Fabaceae
Exons: 4
Coding region: 16-969 (317 amino acids)
Cellular component (GO): kinetochore
Molecular function (GO): nucleic acid binding
Source: RefSeq, a predicted model, not a curated record
UUUCUUUCUAGUAAGAUGGGGUCCACUCAGCUGAAUUCGUUAGGUUCUGGCGCGAAACAAGCUACUAGAGGCCUGUCACGACAAAAUACAUCAUGGGCUUUUGUAAAUGGGCUGGAUUUGGUAAAUGGGCCUAUGGAGGUUUUAAAGGUAUCCAAAUCGCCGUCUCGCUGGGAGGCCGGAGGCAUGAGGGGAGGUGACAAGGAGAGCAGAAACGGAACUCAAGGGAAAGAGCAAGAUGAAGACUACAUGGGGGAUCUCUCUCAGUUUCUUCCUUCAGAAGUGUUGGGUUCUUCUGAAUCUUCUUCCAGAAAGACCUCUGACAAGAAAACCCCAAUGAUCAACCCUUCCAAGAAGCAGUUUAAUUAUCUUAGCUGGCAAGAACGCAGAAAACUUGAGAGACAAAAAAAGCAACAAGAGGAGGAUGAGCAAACAUUAGCGAAAGUGGAAACUCCAAUUCCACAGUCAAACAUUGGAUUUAAGCUGCUCAAACAAAUGGGUUAUACGCCUGGCUCUGCCAUUGGAAAGGUGGGUUCAGGCAGGGCUGAACCUGUUGGAAUUGAUAUUCGACGGUCAAGAGCUGGUAUAGGAUUAGAUGAUCCCCACAAGGAGAAAAGGAAAAGGGAGGAGAUGGAGAUGGAAAGGAAAAAGAGGAAAGAAGAGGCACUGAUGGAAGAAUUUGGGUUUAGGCAAAAGUCACAGUGGCAGAGUAGGAGGGUUAUAAGCAAUUUCAGCAAGGCAAAGGCUGCUCUUGACCAGUUAGAGAACAGGGAAGUUGUAGCAGAGAAGAAUGAAGAGGAGGAGGGUGAUGUUGACGAAGAGGAUGGGGAAGAAAUAACAGAAGAGGAUUUACAGGAUGCUCUGAUGAAACUGAGGGAUGACCAUCAGUAUUGCCUCUUUUGUGGGUGCAAAUAUGAAUCAAGGGAAGCUCUUUUGGCUAACUGCCCUGGGACCAAUGAAGAUGACCACUAAACCAGUAAGUUCAAGAUGCGGACAAGUUCAGGUUUUUUUUCCGCCUGUUGUGUCGAGAGUCUCAAUAUGUGCAAAUGCAAAUUUCAUUGGAGAUGGAUCAACGUGCUUCUGGUGUCUCGACUGAUCAGUCUUUAAGGCCAUUCCUGUGCGUACCGAUGAAAAAGCAGAGCCUCGAGACGGCCAUCAUGUGUGAAGACUAACACUGAAGAAUUGGCCUCACUUGCGACCCCACCACGUCAUGGGACCAUUUUAUGGACAUUGUAGAUUUCCAUAGGUUGGAAUAUACGUCAAGAACAUUGUAUUCCUCAUGGCAUUUGUAUUUUGAGAGCCAUGUUUUGACUUGAACGCCUCCAGUACUUGCAGAGCUUCAUUUCAACCAUUGUAAGGAAUAAAGCCCUUAAAUUGUUACUGUAACCAUUCAACCAAAAUUUGAAUUGCUAGGAUUGGAAAGUGCGACUUUCCUCAUGCAAUAUGUAUGGAGGAAAAUAAUUUGCUUGCAUAAAAUAGAAUUUGUUCACAAUUCUGACUAUUCAAUUACCAAGAAGUUCCCGAGACAUGUCAUAAGGAACUUGUUCAUGUAUAAGAA